UCAGACGCCAGUGUGUGCUGCGCUGGAUUUCUCGAUCCCCGCCGGAGGCCCUUGAGCUUAUCUCACGCUCUAAUUGCCCAUCCGCAGGGUGUCCUAGGCCUUAUCCCCAGCAUUCUUUGGAGCAACUUCUGUGCAGAAGACUUUUCACUCAGUUUCGCAAGAGUUCUUCUCCCUCCCAUAAAGGUUGGGGCGAACUGCAGGUGCUAGCCCUGCACACUGCAGACUGGUCUCCGCAGAGAGGUGCCCCCGGGAGAGCAAUGGCAGGACCGGGAUCUGGGCUGCCUUCUGGUCUUGCGGCCCCCACGUUCCUGCCCUGGCUAACAGGACUAGGGGCUGGAAUGGUCUUCCUGAGCUUCUUGCAGAAACUCCUGUACCCUUACUUCUGGAGUGACCUCUGGUACUCGCUGAAGGUGGUUCUCCGUGGACUUUGGACAAACAGGCACAGACAGCAAGGGAAGCUAGUCACUGUCCUGGAUAAAUUCCUGAUCCAGGCCAAGAAGCAGCCCCAGAAACCUUUCAUCAUCUACGAGGGAGACAUCUACACCUAUGAGGAUGUGGACAGGAGAAGUAAUCAAGUUGCCCAUGCCUUCCGGAACCAUUCCCAGCUGAAAAGGGGCGAUACUGUAGCUUUGCUGAUGAGCAAUGAACCAGAUUUCAUUCACGUGUGGUUUGGCCUGGCCAAGCUGGGCUGCGUGGUGGCCUUCCUCAACACCAGCGUUCGAUCGGUCUCCCUCCUGCAUUGCAUCCGCAGUUGUGAGCCCAGGGCCCUCGUGGCGGGUGCAGAAUUUCUAGAAACUAUAGAAGACAUCCUUCCAAGCCUCCCAGAAGGUAUCAGCGUUUGGGCAAUGAAAGACUCUGUUCCACAAGGCAUAACUUCACUCAAAGAAAAACUGGACACAGCAUCUGACUGUCGGGUGCCACGCAGCCACCAUGCCAUCUCAAACACCAAGACUCCUUAUCUUUAUAUUUUUACUUCUGGAACAACAGGUCUACCAAAAGCAGCUGUGAUUUGUCAUCUGAUGGCUACAAAGUAUUCUUCUGGAUUAUGGGCUUUUGGUUGUACUUAUGAUGACAUCAUUUAUAUAACUCUUCCUCUGUAUCAUGGUGCAGCAUCUCUUCUGGGAAUUGGUGGAUGUAUUGAAUUAGGUGCCACUUGUGUGUUAAGGAAGAAAUUCUCAGCAAGCCAGUUUUGGAAUGACUGCCGGAAGUAUAAUGUGACUGUGUUCCAGUACAUUGGAGAACUUUGUCGCUACCUUUGCAAACAACCUAAGAGGGAAGGAGAAAAGGAUCAUCGGGUGCGUGUGGCAGUUGGAAAUGGAGCACGCAGUGAUGUAUGGAGAGAAUUCUUAGACAGAUUUGGAAAUAUUAAGAUCUGUGAGUUUUAUGGAGCUACUGAAGGAAACAUUAGCUUCAUGAAUCACACUGGGAAAAUUGGAUCAGUCGGGAGAGCGAGUUUCAUCCACAAACUUUUUUUUGCUUUUCACUUGAUAAAGUAUGAUGUUCAGAAAGAUGAACCCAUUAGAGAUGAGCAGGGCUGGUGCAGUGAAGUGAAAAAAGGGGAACCGGGACUUCUCAUUUCUCAAGUGAGUGAAAAGAAUCCCUUCUUUGGCUAUGCUGGGAAUAAGAAGCAGACAGAGAAGAAAUUGCUUUGUGAUGUUUUUAAGAAGGGAGAUGUUUACUUUAACACAGGAGAUUUAAUGGUCCAAGACCAGGAGGAUUUCCUUUAUUUUUGGGACCGGAUUGGAGACUCUUUCAGAUGGAAAGGGGAAAAUGUAGCAACCACAGAGGUUGGUGAUGUCAUUGGAAUGCUGGAUUUCAUACAGGAAGCAAAUGUCUAUGGUGUGACUGUGCCCGGUCAUGAAGGAAAAGCAGGAAUGGCUUCUAUUACUUUAAAACCAAACAAGUCUUUAGACUUGGAAAAAGUUUAUGAGCAAGUUGUUACAUUUUUACCAGCUUAUGCCUGUCCACAAUUUUUAAGAAUUCAGGAAAAGAUGGAAGCAACAGGGACAUUCAAACUACAGAAGUUUCAGUUGGUGGAAGAAGGAUUUAGUCCAUUGAAAAUUUCUGACCCACUUUACUUCAUGGAUAACUUGAAAAAAUCAUAUAUUCCUUUGACCAAAGAAAUUUAUGAUCAGAUUAUAUUAGGGAAGAUUAAACUUUAAGAUAUUUUUAUAUAUGGGAUUUUCACAUGCUGCUUAGGAGGAAUGAGAGGACAGUGAUUCUUUAAUAUGAUAAGGGGAGUGGGAACUGACAUUAAUUAAGCAUGUACUGUAUUUCCUUAAUAUGAAACAAUUUUUCCUUAAUUAAGUAAUAAUUUUAAUUUGUCUCAAUUGAUAACAAACUUUAGUUGAUUAUUCUUUUUACCUAUUUGGGGAUCCAGUGCAUAAGUAAAUAUCUGCCUUUAAGUUUUUAAAUAAUAAAUAAGUAGUUAACAAUUUAGACACAUACUAAAAAUAUACAUAUUAAUAUUUAAAAUUUCUAGUUUUGAGUGAAAGGUUGAAUUUUACUCAAAUAUUUGAUUUUUAUGUGCCCUGUCUUACAAGUCAAUAAAACUAUCCUUAUUAAUGUGAGUUUUGAGGUUUUGUUUUGAUGUUUUUAAUUGUAAAUUUUCAUUUAAAGGAAGGUAACUGACUAAAUGCAUGCACUCCUAUAUCCCUUUUCCUAAAUUCACAUGAAGAUGCUAGAAGAAAUGUAAAAAUAUGAAACAAUAAAGCAGGAAAACUGGAACGCCCCAAGCAUUUAGGAAUUUUUGGAAGAUAUAUAAGUGGGAUCAAGUUGAUGCUAAAAUCCAACAGACCUGUGCUGGUGGUGGUUUAGUGACUAAGUCAUGUCCGGCUCGUGCGACCCCAUGGACUGAGCCCACCAGGCUCCUCAGUCCAUGGGAUUCUCCAGGCAGGAGUACUGGAGUGGGUGCCAUUUCCUUCUCCAGGGGAUCUUCCAGAAUCAAACCCAGGUCUCCUGCAGUGCAGGUGGACUCUACUGACUGAGCUACGAGGUAAACCCUCAAUAGAGCUACAGAGACCACUAGCAAUACAGGGAAAUAAUAGACUAGAAUAGGACCAGUGUGUUAACACCAAGAUCAGAUGCAUAAAGGCUUUGAAUGUGAACAGUCUUCUGAAUAGUUAACCAGGAAAUGUAUCAAAAGAAUUGUGCAAUAAUUACAGUGGUACUUAUCUCCAUCUGGAAGCACCAGGCUCCAGUGUUUGGCUGAAGCCAAAAGCAGGUGAAAGACUCUCUUAUCAAAGUAAGCUAACUUCCUCAGGAGUGGGUGGUAGAGCUGGUCUUAAAGUCCUGUAUAGCACGGGGAACUCCGCUCAGUGUUAUGCAGCAGCUUGUAUGGGAGGGGUGUUAUGGCGAGAAUGAAUACU
Dama dama (fallow deer) is the source of this 3368-nucleotide messenger RNA. It is a transcript of the gene SLC27A6, whose product is annotated as solute carrier family 27 member 6. The coding region runs from base 258 to 2162 and encodes 634 amino acids. NCBI's taxonomy places the organism in Eukaryota, Metazoa, Chordata, Mammalia, Artiodactyla, Cervidae. Gene Ontology annotation, molecular function: long-chain fatty acid-CoA ligase activity; long-chain fatty acid transmembrane transporter activity. The record is from RefSeq and is a predicted model, not a curated record. The transcript has 10 exons.